GAUUACAUCAAAUAGUUACCUUGUACAUUUUAGUCAUUACGUAAUAGGAUAAAUUGGUUUAACAUCUGUUGUCUGUACCGUGUUUGUCAACGUUCACUUUUUAGACUUAAAUUUUAUCGAUUGUACCAACUUACUCCCCACUCUGGAACUUAGCGACCUACCGUCUCUCGCGUUUGCGCUGCCACUGCCACUGCCGCUGCCGGUGUACCGGUGCAAGCAAUUCUUGUAUCCAACUAAUGAAGCAAUCGAAUAAUUCCUUCCUAUUUUACCUUAGGUAUUCCUACCUAGCGACUUCUCAAAUAUUUCACCACUCCUGCUGUUAGAAGGAUCUUUUUACAUGAUAAUUCUCAGGACUGGUCAGGAAGAGCGUGUCCCCGCUUAGAGGGCCAGGUUAACAACGAUGCCUAGAGACGAUCUCUCCAUAGACUUCGUAAAGAAGAUGGCGCCCUCGACCGAGGCGCAAGACCCUGCCGCCAUCCUUGAAGACUUCAUCUAUCGAACUGCCAAUCUACCCGAAGAGAUUCGCUUCAUCCAGGACGAGAUAGCCGACAAAGACCGCACAUAUCAAGAGUGUGUUAAGACCAUCGAAGAAAGCGACGCUAAGAUCCAGCGCUGGAUUCGUAUGAACGGUAGCCACACGCCUUUCCCCCGCGAGCAGAUGUUGCGCGAGACCAUUCGCGAGAACUAUACCCGAGCCGAUAAACUUGCCGAAGAGAAGAUUCACCUGGCUCAAAAGGCGCAGACGCUCUUUGACAAGCAUAUUCGUCAUCUCGACCUACAGAUCAAACAGCUCAGCGACCGAAACGAACCUGGUUUUACCGACCCCGAUGAGAUACCCUCCGUUGUACGACCGAGCGCUGCCAACAAUAGCAAUACCAGCCUUCGGGUGCUGGGGGUCUCGGCGGCUAGUAACACGCCUCUUAACCCUAUCACUAACAAUGCGACCCCGAACGGAUCGAGAGCCGCCAACCCCCAGAUUCGGACCACCCAGUCGCAAGCCCACAUCUCCAGCUCGGCGCCCACUUCUCCCGCCGCAAGCAUAAUCAUGAACAGCCGCAAUCAGCGCGAGUCCUCUGCCGGACCUGGAGGCGGUGCUCCCAAGAGAGGUCCACGAAUAAAUUCCGGUUUAGGCAGCCUGCCAACAGCAUCGAGUGGAUUAGCUCGUCAUUCUUCUCUCGGACCAGGGACGCCUAAGGCAGGGACACCGGGGGCCUCGAGGGCAGGUAGUGCUGGUCCCCGAGCCAGUUCAAAGGCCGGGAGCGUAGGUAUUGGACGGAAAGGCACACCAUCUGCGGGAGUUAGUCGAAAGAAGCCUCCGAAUUCGAAGUCGACGUUAUCGCGUGUUAAACGAGCGGGUAUGUCCAAGGGGUCACCAGUGUCAACAGCAGACAGCGAGCUAUCAGACGCAGAGUCGGUGCGGUCAUCGCGUGCAGGGUCUCGAGCCGGCAGCGGUACACCGGUGCCUCGUCCGCAUCACCAUCAUCACCGUAAACACUCACGCCUCGACAGAGACGAGGAUAUGCCAGAUAGGGCAUCGGUAUCGGCAGGGUCGGGAGGAUCAGAUGACGAGGAGGACGAGGAAGGGAAGAAGUACUGUUUGUGCCAGCAUGUAUCGUACGGCGAUAUGGUUGCCUGUGACAAUCCGGCAUGUCCCUACGAGUGGUUCCACUGGACCUGCGUCGGCCUCAAGUCCGAACCAGAAGGCCGUUGGUACUGUCCGUCGUGCACCGAGAACAUGAAAAAGAAGGGGAAAUAGAAUGUGAUCCGGUCUAUGCGCGUAGACCAUGUAUAUAUAUUACUCCCAAUGUAUAUACGUAGGUACUAUUAAGCCCAACGUAACGCAAAUCAAGCCUAGCAAAGAUUGGAUGGAUGGAAUACGACAGGUUUCGUCUAACGCAAUAGACUCGUUUACAUCCCCCCUCCCAACUUGUCAAAUAACUAGGGACCUAAACUUGGCACAUCCCGUACUCAAAACAUCAACAACUUCUACAACUAUUAAAUUUAAAACAUCUUCAUUAUAA
Messenger RNA from Daldinia loculata, 2021 nucleotides. Its product is annotated as inhibitor of growth proteins N-terminal histone-binding-domain-containing protein. The transcript has 3 exons. Gene Ontology annotation, cellular component: nucleus; Rpd3L-Expanded complex; Rpd3L complex. Lineage: Eukaryota; Fungi; Ascomycota; Sordariomycetes; Xylariales; Hypoxylaceae. Bases 401 to 1756 code for a protein of 451 amino acids. The record is from RefSeq and is a predicted model, not a curated record. Gene Ontology annotation, biological process: regulation of DNA-templated transcription.